Molecule: messenger RNA, 1339 nt
Organism: Ilex paraguariensis (yerba mate)
Lineage: Eukaryota; Viridiplantae; Streptophyta; Magnoliopsida; Aquifoliales; Aquifoliaceae
Source: the annotation of a GenBank genome assembly
UCUACAUAUACGAGCACAGGUCUCUGUGUACGAAUAGAUUUUCCUAGUUGGCGCCCAGAAAGCCAGUGAGUGAGAAGACGACGAGACGGACACCUCUCCUUCUUCACUCCCGAACUCUCCUCCUUCUUCCCCAAAUCCGGCCAUUACUAGUUACUGUCCUGUAAUUUAAAAACCCUAGAUAGAUCCCAGUGUCCCAAUCUGGUGUUGCCUGAUUGAUUCAUUCUUACAGGAAAAGUUUAUUUUUUGCCAAUUCCUACGACGCUGAUCGCCGGAAAUGACUGACGGGCAGGUGAUAAAGCGUGCAAGGUAUAAAUCGUCAGUCAAGGACUUUGGAGUUCCUAGUGUUCUGAAAAUGACUCGGGAGAGGUUUUUUUUUAUGCCAAAUGAUCCGAAAUCAUCUGCAAGGCUUAAUGUAGAGUUUAGAUUGGUUAAAGGUCACAAAUUUACCAAGGAGGGUUCCAACAAACAGGCCCUGCUUAAUCUCACAGUGGAUCAGGGAGGAAAUUACAUUUUUGAAUUUGACACUUUUUCUGAUCGUGAUGCUUGUCGUGAAUAUGUUGCAACAGCUAUUGCAGUAUCCGGAGAAGCUGGAAGAGCUGGUUCUGAGAGAUCAGCUGCUCCACUUCAAGAUGAACAACUUAGCCAUGCAGAGAUGGAGCGUCGGAUUAGACUACUGCAGGAGGAUAGUGAGUUGCAGAAACUUCAUAAGCAGUUAGUGAUUGGAGGUGUCCUAUCAGAGGCUGAAUUUUGGGCAACAAGAAAUAAGUUGCUGGAUGAGAAUGCCAGCAGAAAGUCAAAACAACAGGUGGGGUUGAGAAAUGACAUGUUCCAUGUCAAACCAUCUUCUGAUGGUUCGUCUAACAAAGUUACUUUUAAUUUGACACCCGAGAUUAUUCACCAGAUUUUUGCUGAGAAACCGGCUGUACGCCAGACAUUUCUAAAUUUUGUUCCAAGCAAGAUGACAGAAAAAGAGUUCUGGACGAAAUAUUCAAGAGCAGAAUACUUGCACAGUACGAAAAAUGUUGUUGUGGCUGCAGCAGAGGCUGCAGAAGAUGAUAAGCAAGAUGACAUGGCAGCAAGUGAAGCUCGGCGGAAACCCCAAAUCCAAGCACUACCAUCGAGGACCACCACCACUCAUUACACGUUGCAACCCAGUGACCACCAGCGAGGACCACCACCUGCUGCUCGUCCAGCAGAGGUAUCGACCAAUCAAAGAGAAAGAUUAUUAAUGUCGACCGAAAGAUUAAACAAGUCCAAUGAUAGAAUAAGGGAAAGUAGGAGGACCAUGCUGGAGACAGAGGACCUUGGUGUUUCACUUCUUCAAGAUCUGCACCAAUAG